UCCGACACUACCAUGACCAACUAUGGAAAUUUUAAAAUUGUGACCGUUUUUAUAGCAAAACGUCGGAAAAACAGUGCAAAGAAAUUUCGUUUUUGUGGAGAUGGCGAUUGUCCUGACUGGGUUUUGGCAGAGAUUAUUUCUAAACUGUCUACACUAACAGCGGAAAACUUGGAAAAAUUAGCAGGACUGGUGGCGAAAAGGAUUAUAGACGAUAAUUUAGACGAAGAUGAUAUUAAGAUCUGUAUCGGCACUGAUUCAUACGAAGGAAAGUCAGCUAUAGCUUGCGUACACUUUCUUCUGGUAAAUGCCGCCCGACACAAUGUAGCUGAGAGUGUUUUUAAUGAGGAAAUUCAACAACUGGGUUUACCAAAAGAUCAUGCGGCUGCAGUGAGUCGCGUACUUACGGCAAAUGCGACAUCAAUUCGCCAAAAACUAGUCGACAAAGCAUUUAAAAUUAAUGAGUUAACUUCGGUGCGAUAUAUUUCUCCAACUGAAGACACUAAAACGAUUAACUGUGCCACAUUUGAAAUAAAACUAUCAGAUGAAGUAGUUAAUGAUUUACCUGAGGAGUGCACAACUCAUAUUGUCAAUAUGAGCUAUGAAAAUGUUAAAGCACUAUUAGAAGAACUCAAAAUCGCACAGGAUCUUAUACAACAGAAUUCAAUAGAAGAAUGGAGUGGUGCAUCAUAAUAAAAUGCUUUUGUGCGAUUAAAAAAUAUUUGAAUAAUGGUAAAUUUGCAUGUUAGUAUUAACAAUAUCGAGAUUUUUAAACUAAGUUAACUGAUAAUGGACACAAUUAGAUAUAGUUUUAAGUUUAUUAUUUCAAUUGAUCUUGUGGAAUACAAGUAUUUUGAUAUAUCACUCUAUGAAACUCGCUACGUUGUAACCAAUUAUUUGGAUUAAGCCUGACACAAUACCAUAUUUUGAUGAUAGUUAAUGUCAGCAUUAUAAUUGAUUAAAUACGUAAAAGAAAUAUUCAUUUAUAUAUAUAUAUCUGUUUCGAAGUCCACAUUACUAACUAUUGUGACUUUGAUGAUUCAUAUUUAUAUUUUGAGCUAAUUCCAUCGUUACCGUUAUCUGGGUCAACAGUGCAUUAACAACAGAAAAUGACAACUGCUGAGGAAAGUAUUGUGCUACAAAAUGGUCAGUUUCUGUGAAAUGUAAACGGUCAACGCUGGGAGAGCCGUUCUGUUUUGAUGUAUAAACAAAUUAAGUCUAAAUCCAAAUAAAUAAUGCUCUAAAAAAUAAAA
Molecule: messenger RNA, 1250 nt
Organism: Teleopsis dalmanni
Lineage: Eukaryota; Metazoa; Arthropoda; Insecta; Diptera; Diopsidae
Product: COMM domain-containing protein 4
Exons: 4
Coding region: 13-690 (225 amino acids)
Source: RefSeq, a predicted model, not a curated record